GGUUUUACUUCAAGCUCACAUGAUACUGUUUUAUUCAUUCGUAAGACUGCUCGAGUAUCAUUCUUUUACUUCUUUAUGUUGACGAUAUGAUUAUUACUGGAGAUGAUAUUGUAAAGUAUGCCUCCAAUCUUGUUUCCAAGGCUGAACUCAAUGAUAGCAAGAGUGUUUCUACACCUCUUGAAUCUAAUGUCAAGUUUACAUCUAUGGAUGGUUCUCCACUUUUUAAUCCUACUCGUUAUCGGCAACUGGUUAGAACUCUGGUUUAUCUUACAACGACACGCCUUGACAUAGCAUAUGCAGUUCAUAUUGUUAGUCAGUUUAUGACUACUCCUCACUCCACUCAUUAUGCAACAGUACUUUGUAUUAGUUGUUAUGUUAAUGGGGCAUUGUUUCAUGGAUUCCAUUUUUUUGCUAACUCCUCCCUUGUUCUUCUCGCGUAUUCUAAUGCUGAUUGGACUAGUGAUUCUUCUUAUCACAGAUCUAGCACUGGUUACUGUCUUGUCCUUGGUAAUUCUUUUAUCUCUUUGCAAAGUGAGAAACAAACUAUUCCAUCUUGUUCUAGUACUAAAGCUGAGUAUAAAGCUCUCGAUAAUACCACAUUAGAACUUCUCUCAUUAUGGUGGCUUCUUGGAGAUAUAAGCAUUCCUCAACCUUCUUCUACUGAUUUAUAUUAUGAUAAUCAAAGUGUUAUAUAGAUUGCUCACAAUGAUGUCUUCUAUGAACGCACAAAGCAUAUCAAGAUUGAUUUGCCACUUUAUUUGUCAUCAUGUUGCAAAAGGAACUGUUCAUUUGAUUUUCAUUAGUUUUGUUGAUUAACCUGCUGAUUUGUUUAUAAGGCUCACUUCCCUUGACACUUCCAAACUCUUCUUUUCAAAUUUAGGUUGGUUUCCUCACCACCAGCACCAUCUUAAGUUUGAGGGGAGAUGUUAGAAUAUAAAAUAUCAAUAUUUAU
Messenger RNA from Rubroshorea leprosula, 952 nucleotides. Lineage: Eukaryota; Viridiplantae; Streptophyta; Magnoliopsida; Malvales; Dipterocarpaceae. The record is from the annotation of a GenBank genome assembly.